AUGUCGGACGGAAGUGUCGAGCGUGGAACCAAGCGUGUUGAGGAUUCGUUGGCUACCUACCAACUGACCGUUCAGUUCAAACGCUAUUACAUCGAUGUAAAUGAGAAUUCUCGCGGCCGUUACAUUAAGAUCGCUGAGGUGACAACUGAAUGCAAAAGUUUAUAAACGAACUUAAAUGAUUUUUUUUUUCAGUUGGGUGCCAACUAUAAAAGUCGCAUCAUCCUAAGCAUUCCGGCCGCAAAGGUUGUUGUCGGAGAGAUUGCCAAGAUGCAGGCCAUCAUGGAAGCAACUCCAGCUGGAGAGCAUGCUGUAAAAGAAUAAUCGUUUUUAAAUUAACAUUCAACUUCUGUUUUCAGCCGAAAGAGAGCGUUUUGCUCAAAUCUGAGACUCUAAACGUCGAUGGACGCAAGUUCUACCUCGACCUGAAGGAGAACGACCGUGGACGUUUCUUGCGCAUUGCUCAGAUGCCGACAAACCAACGUCAAACUCGCCAACAAAUCGCUAUCCCGGCUGAUGGAAUCUCUGAGAUUCAUAAAGUUCUGGCCGAUUAUCUCGCCAAGUUUGGAGAGGGCCACGACCAAGAGAACACGAACACUCCAAAAAUCACCGCUGAAAACAAGUCGUUCCUGUUCCAUGUUGGAAAGAACGACCGUGGAGAGUUUGUCCGUAUUUCAGAGGUAAUUUGAAUAGUUUUAUCGAACUGUCAUUCAAUUGUAUUUUUCAGAUCAAGCUUAACAGUGGCUUCCGCAAUGCGAUCACACUCCCAAUGUCGGCUCUCGUUGACUUCCGCAAGGAAUUGGACAACAUCAUUGCCAAUCAAGACAAUCAUUGA
Molecule: messenger RNA, 832 nt
Organism: Caenorhabditis sp. 36 PRJEB53466
Lineage: Eukaryota; Metazoa; Nematoda; Chromadorea; Rhabditida; Rhabditidae
Source: the annotation of a GenBank genome assembly